UUUAUUAGUUGAUUACAUGCUUUAUAUCCACCUUUACCUACCCAAAGACUGAACCACUGGGAUUAGUUUGUCAGGUCAAGGCUGUUAAAUUAACAAACACGCUCUUUAACUCUUUCCGCUAGAUAAUUGGAGCUACACAUUGCAACAAACCUGGUCGAUUUUUUCUUUCCUUUUCUUUACUUUCAUCAUCUCUUUUCUUAAUUCAUUUGAAAGCAAAAUGGUGCUUCAUAUUCACGUUUUAUUUGCUUGCUCUUUGGAAAUAUAUGUCUGCCGUUAGACAGUGUGGAUUGUGUGACAAGUUUAUUCUCAUAGCCUCUCUCUCUCUCUCUCUCUAUAUAUAUAUAUAUAUAUAUGAAGCAAGCAACAGCUAAUGCUUCAUUUCACAAUAGAAAAAUGAGUCGUAAAAAGGUUCAUUCACAAGGAAAUAUACCCUUUUCCUGGGAGGACAAGCCAGGAGUCUCCAAGGUCACCCAUUAUGAUGAUCAGUGCCCUAUAGUCAUAGGGUUGUGUGCCCUUAACCAAACACCUUCUCCUUCUGAUGCUGGUGGCUCCAAGAUUUUGGUUCAUGACAAGAAAGUUCCUCCUCCGCCGUGCACGAUGCAGCUGGUUCCGAAGAGGAGCACUUCCGUGAAAGGCUUGAGGUGGUGGCAAGAGGACCCCUUUCUUGCGGCUUAUAAGGAGUGCACCAAAGGUGGAGGAAAUGGCAAGUGGUCAAGUGAAGGUAGGAAAACUGAUGGCUCCAAUGUAAGGAAGAAGAAGACUAUUACUUUUUCAUGCAAGAAUUCUUGUGAUGUUAGAGGUGAUAAUUUGGUGAGGUUAUCUAAUCUCCCACCUCUUCCUAAAGAUAGAAUUCGUGGUAGACAGGAAUUUGUUUAACCACAUGUACGGUUUUUUUUUUUAUGUCUAAACAUCUCUUUUUGUUAAGCAUGCCAUGUUCUCCACUACGUACUCUUCUAACUAAUUAAAGCUUAAUUAUCAAAUGUAUAGUAGCAUGCUGUUGAGCAUA
This is a messenger RNA of Theobroma cacao (cacao), 1006 nucleotides long. RefSeq lists its product as uncharacterized. The record is from RefSeq and is a predicted model, not a curated record. NCBI's taxonomy places the organism in Eukaryota, Viridiplantae, Streptophyta, Magnoliopsida, Malvales, Malvaceae.